AUGCGACUUAUUAUUCGGCAAGAUUAUGAAGAAGUUUCCGCCUAUUCAGCGUAUUAUGUGAAAGAAAGAAUUAAUCAAUUUAAACCAACUAAAGAAAGACCAUUUGUUUUGGGAUUACCAACUGGAUCUUCACCUAUUGGUGUCUAUCAUAAACUUGUAGAAUUUUAUAAAGCAGGUGAGCUAAGUUUUGAACAUGUCGUCACUUUUAAUAUGGAUGAAUAUGUUGGUUUACCAAGAGAUCAUCCUCAAUCAUAUCAUACAUUUAUGUGGAAUCAUUUAUUUAAGCAUGUCAACAUUAAGAAAGAAAACGUACAUAUACUUGAUGGCAAUUCAGAAGAUCUUGAUAAUGAAUGCUCAAAGUUUGAAGCAGACAUUGUUAAAUUAGGUGGAAUUGAAUUAUUUUUAGGCGGAAUUGGACCUGAUGGACAUAUUGCAUUUAAUGAGCCUGGAUCUUCAUUAACAUCAAGGACUAGAGUCAAAACAUUGGCAUAUGAAACAAUUAUUGCCAACGCACGAUUCUUUGGUGGAGAUGUUUCUAAAGUUCCCAAACUUGCUUUAACAGUAGGAGUAGCGACGGUAAUGGAUGCUAGAGAAGUCUGUGUAGUUAUUACGGGUGCACAUAAGAGUUUAGCAUUAGCAAAAUGUAUAGAGGAGGGUGUAAAUCAUAUGUGGACAGUUUCAGCAAUACAAAUGCAUCCAAAAGGACUAAUUAUAUGUGAUGAAGAUGCAACCUUAGAACUCCACGUUAAAACUGUACGUUAUUUUAAAUCAAUUGAGCAUGUACAUCAAUCAAUUAUUGGGCCCCAUAAUCUUGGUUUACAGGGAAAUUUAUUAAGAAAUAUGGUGGAUACAAACCAAGCUGCUAAACGACGUAGACGUUUAAUGCUUCAAAAUUUGUUAAAUGAUGAAGAUGAAUAUACUACAGCCACAAAUACCACGAAUAAUUCGAUUUCUUCUAAUGAUGAAGAUAACGUUCGAAAAAGACAGAAGCAAGUAUAA
Molecule: messenger RNA, 999 nt
Organism: Cokeromyces recurvatus
Lineage: Eukaryota; Fungi; Mucoromycota; Mucoromycetes; Mucorales; Mucoraceae
Product: glucosamine-6-phosphate isomerase
Exons: 6
Coding region: 1-999 (332 amino acids)
Biological process (GO): N-acetylneuraminate catabolic process; carbohydrate metabolic process; N-acetylglucosamine catabolic process
Cellular component (GO): cytoplasm
Molecular function (GO): identical protein binding; glucosamine-6-phosphate deaminase activity
Source: RefSeq, a predicted model, not a curated record